UGAAGUUUUAUUUUUUCCAUUUGAAGCAACAAGCGUUCUGUUCAAGUCUCUGUUUUUUUUUGCUACAAAAGGAAAAAUCUCUACAUCAAAAUAUAAGAUCCAGAGAGCGAGACAAAGAGCACAAAGAAGUGAAGAUGAACAAAGGAAACUCUUCGGAUGAUUGUCUUCCAAAGUUCUUCAAAGUGUACUUACCUGAUGAAUCCGGAGAUGAUCUCAAAAUACCCAUUUCUUUCACCAGCUUUGUACCAAAGCCUUUUCCUAAAACUGUAACGGUUAGAAGCAUUUCUGGGAGCUCUUGGGAAUUGGCGUUUAGGAAAUGUAGUGGUGAUGUUGAGAGUUUUGUUGUUGUUGAUGGCUGGAAGUUGAUUGCUAAAGAUGAAAAUCUCAAGGGUGGAGACUUCUUGGAGUUUGAGUUUGACGGCUCUCGGCACUUCAACUUCUGUAUCUUCGAGCGUGAGACGAUGUGUAAAAGGAUAAGAAGUUGUCCAGAGCAAAGCCAGGAGAUCAAACUGGAAUCUGAGAGUGAAGAAGAAAUUCGAGCUUCUGAUGACGUUUUAGCUCAUGAUGAGGAUGAUGAUGAGGAUGAUUCUGAUUAUGAUAGUGAUGAUGAUGAUGAUGAUGAUGAUGAUGAUGAUGAUGAUGAGUCUAAUGACUAUGUUGUUGAUGAUGCUGUUAGUGAGGAUGGUGAUGAUGCUGCUGGCGAUGAUCGCCAUCUUCUGGAUGAUCCCGAGAAUCCAUCUUUUGCUCUGAGACUGAAUCCGAAGAAGCAAAGCCAAUUGCUCAUCCCAGCUCAAGUCAUAAAAGACUAUGGCUUGCAUUUCCCUGAGAGUAUCACUAUCGUUGAUCCACUAGCGAAAAAAUUCGGGAUAUUGGAGAAGCACAUCAAGAUUCAGACGAAUGGCAGUGUGUUUGUGAAGGGGUUUGGCAGUAUCAUCAGAAGAAAUAAUAUGAAGACAACGGAUAAGAUAAUAUGCGAGAUCAAGAAGACGGGUGACGAUAACCUGGUUCACACAAUGAAGAUCCACAUUCUUAGUGAAUGAUCAUUCAGUCAUGUAUCUCUUUAGUUAUCUGUUUCAGUAAGUUUUUAAGCUAAAUCAAGACUACUGUUGUUUAAUGAAUUCGUGUAAGAGUCUCUAUUUUAUGAAUCUAAUCAGAUCUAUAUUAUGUCUUGUGUUGUUGACUAUACAAAUCUAUCUAUUCUUGUUCUGUGUGGCUGCCUGCAACAAGUAGUGAAAAAGUCUCCCAGUAGCUUCAUUCAAAUAGAAUGCAUUGUACUUACAUUGUAGGGUCUUCCAUCAAAAUUGGUUUCUUUUCAUGUGGAUAGUAAGAGUAACAUAAUGAACAUGAGGAUGAAACUGCAGCUUCUGUGCUGCGUCAAAAAGAUGAGUUGAAUGUUGUUGUUUCUCAGAAAGUCUUACCUUAAUUAGGAGGAGGAAGUUAUGGUGGUGGUUGUGAGUGGUUCAUGAGAUUGUGGUGGUGGUUCUGAGAUGCGUAGUCAGAUGGGUGGACGACAUAGAGACCGGGCUGAUUCAGAUUGAAAAAGGGCUGAGAAGAAGGAUGAGGUAUAGCUGGCGAUGAAGGCGGGCAUGUAUCUGAGAGUGAGAAUCCUGAUGAUGCUGCAUUUGAAAACAGUGGUGGUGCUGUAGCUGCUACAGCGGUCCCACCACUGGACUGAUCAUGCCCUUGCCAUGUCCUGGCUGGAAAGCUUUGAUGAGAACGUAACAUUAGACCUUUCUCUGGCGUUCUUUCCUGGAGACAAGAAUUGAAUUUUUAGCACAGAGAAUUAUUCAAUGAAAUCCUCAACUUUUCCACUUUAAUGAUGCAGAUAUUACAACACAGAAAUAGCAAGCAACAACAUAGAACAUCACAACAGUAACCAGGUUCUGAACAUCUAUCUAACUAAACUCACUUAUCACAAAAAUUACUCAUAGGUCAAGUAAAGUUUGAAAAGAAAAUUAAAAUUGUCUUUCUAUAUCUUCUGGUGUACUAGUUCUGGACAGUAAUAAACAGUUGGAUAUAAAUGUAUGGCAGUAGCAAACAGUUGGAUAUA
This is a messenger RNA of Camelina sativa (false flax), 2050 nucleotides long. RefSeq names its product B3 domain-containing protein At5g60130-like. Gene Ontology annotation, molecular function: DNA binding. Lineage: Eukaryota; Viridiplantae; Streptophyta; Magnoliopsida; Brassicales; Brassicaceae. The record is from RefSeq and is a predicted model, not a curated record.